Belonocnema kinseyi is the source of this 675-nucleotide messenger RNA. RefSeq names its product cytochrome b5-related protein-like. The record is from RefSeq and is a predicted model, not a curated record. Gene Ontology annotation, cellular component: mitochondrion. Bases 1 to 348 code for a protein of 115 amino acids. NCBI's taxonomy places the organism in Eukaryota, Metazoa, Arthropoda, Insecta, Hymenoptera, Cynipidae. The transcript has 2 exons.
AUGAAAGUGGAGAGGAUAGAGUGUGAAAUCCGCCAGCUAGAACUGUUCAUAAAUGUUUUAAUUUUCAGGAAAGACUUGGACUGGGGUUUGUUGGCUUUGGAUGCUGUACGUGGACGAAAGGUAGUGGACGACUCCCUAUUUUUGUCUCUAACAAGUUUUGGAUCUCACACCCUGCAUCAUUUGUUGCCAACAAUUGAUAACGCUUAUCUGCCUCUCUGCAAGGAUGCUUAUCGUGAAACUUGCGAGGAGUUCGGUUUGAAUCUUGAUGACAGUAUGACUCAGUGGGAACAUGUCAAGGGUCAAUUUCAUCAACUGGUUCGACUAGAAUCCAAAUAUAAUUCUAGAUAAAUUUCUUUGUAUCAUUUUAUUCAGUAGCUGUUACUAUAGCUGUAUAGAUUCGUCUAAAAAUGUAGACGAAACAUAUUUUAAAGAACAAUUAAAUUUGAAAAUUAAAUCUAGGAAGAAUCGUGUACGUUACUCGAAUUUUUGACCCAGUGCAGUAGCACUUUAUGAUUCGGGCCCCAGAGAUAGAAUCAUUCAAUAUGCAUGUAUCGAGAUAGGACCUUCUUAUUUGAACACGUCGAUUUAUGUACGUUUGAGUCUUUUAGUAAUGUAUCAUCAUACUUUCUAACUAGGGAGCGAUUUUGUGUUUACGAAUAUUUCCAAUGUAAUUAU